Molecule: messenger RNA, 671 nt
Organism: Schistocerca gregaria
Lineage: Eukaryota; Metazoa; Arthropoda; Insecta; Orthoptera; Acrididae
Exons: 5
Coding region: 1-639 (212 amino acids)
Source: RefSeq, a predicted model, not a curated record
AUGGCAGAGGAAAUCAGCAGAAGUACAAUGAAACUGGUAAACAAAAACUUCCUUUCCAGCGAAGAGAAGUUGAUUCUUCCAUAUAAAACAGAUACUGAAGCAUUAUUCGAGGCGCGUGCAGACGAUCCAAGUGUAGAAGGAUAUGAUUCAGAAGACUAUGAAGAUUCGUCGAUGGAAUAUGUUCCACUAGAUGUUAAAGCUGAAGUCGUCGCCCUUGCCGAAUGGGUGUCUCCUCUCCUAUAUAAGGUGUGCGCCACGUUCCGAGGGCAUUGCCGCAUCGUCUCACUCACAGGAAAUCACCAUGGGAGGCCCCGUGCUCAAGACGCUGGUGGUGCUGUUGGUGACAGCGGUGGUGUCCUACGCGUCCGCGUUGCCUGCCACUGCUGGAGCCCCUGGUGCAGGCAGGGAGUCGCUGACCCCUGCAGAGAGCUUCGCGUUCGGCUUCGGGUGGGGACCCUGGGGCUGGCGCGCUUGGCCUGGUUAUGGAUUUGGGUAUCCUUUCUGGGGCUAAAGACCACACCGACGCAUCUCAAGUUUGUGAAGAUGUCAACGCCCGCUUUGGAAUUCACUGAAAGGAAUCUCAAAGCUCAAACACUGUAUUUUAAAGCACUGAAUAAUAAAAAACUGUUGCAAACAUAAGAUACUUUAUUUGAAUUAGGUAUGUUUAAAAU